Funneliformis geosporum is the source of this 969-nucleotide messenger RNA. The record is from the annotation of a GenBank genome assembly. Lineage: Eukaryota; Fungi; Glomeromycota; Glomeromycetes; Glomerales; Glomeraceae.
AUGUACAAAAUUUUACAUAGUUAUAAUGUACUUACAUCAUCUGAAGUUGCAGCUCUUAUGAUAGAAGAUGGACAUGAAAUUGAACCAUUAAAUCGUGGUAUUUUGCUUAAAACUCGUGAAGGAGGUUUACAAAGAAUAUCUGAACUGCAUUCCUCUUAUGAUGUCUUGCAUUAUGUAUUAUUAUUUCCAAAAGGUGAUGAUGAUUACAAAUUAGGAAUAUAUAUUAUACUUGGAAUGCAAAAACUUCACAAGUGGAAUCAUAGAAAAAAUGCAACAGGAGUAAUAGGAAGGCUAUAUAUGAUUCAACCUAUAGAAGGUAAACGAUAUUACUUACGAAUAUUACUUAUACAUGUAACUGGUGCUACUUCAUUUGAUAAUUUAAAAACUGUUAAUAAACAGAUAUGCAGAACCUUUAAAAAAGCUUGCACUUACCUUGGACUUCUUCAAAAUAAUAAUAAAUGGAAUAAAUGUCUAUAUGAAGCAAAUUUGAUUGAAAAUUCUGGCAAUGCUAAUUAUAUGGUUAGCAAAGCAAUCUUAACUCCUAAAAAUAUCAAUGUUGAAAUUAUUUCAGAUAUUAUAAUGAAAAGAAUACUUGGCGAAGAUAUUUUAUAUUCCAGUGCUGAUUUAGUAAAUUUACCAGAUGAUAGUACAUUAAAGUUAGGAAUACUAAUCAUUCUCCUACGAAAAUUAAAUCUAUCAGAAGGUCUUUGUAAUGGAACUAGACUGAUUUUUCGUAGAUUUGCGAGUAGAGUUAUUGAUGCUAAGAUUAUAACAGGAUCAUAUAUUGGUAAACGUGUAUUUAUUUCACGUAUUAUAUUAACUUCAUCAGAAACUAAAUUACCCUUCAUUUUAAAUCGAUGUCAAUUUCCUAUACGUAUUGCAUUUUCAAUGACAAUCAAUAAAUCACAAGAACAAACUUUAAACAGGAUAAUAGUAAUAAUUGCCAAACAAAAAUAUUGUAUAUCAUGA